AGGGCGCUCCUGGCCCUCUCUGCUCUCGUCUCGGCCGCUUUCCGUCCCCUCGUGCCGGUCUCUUGUCCUCCCUGGCCCCGGGACAGGCCCCUGUGCCCCCGCGGGUGAACCGUGUAACCAGCUGGACUGCAGUGCCCUCGGCUUUGUUCCGAGUUCUUGAAUCAGCAUUGGUUUGGUUGCUCCCGGUGUUGGCUUGGUUUCAUUACAGCAACUUCUAAAGCCCCUUCCUUCUCUGUGGCUUGCGCUGGUGAGCUCCUAAUUCGUCACUUUCCAGGUGACCGAAAGCUUCCUGAGUAAAGAAGUCAGCUAUGUGGUUUCCAGCAGCAAAGAGGCCAAACGAGACAAGGCCAGGACUCGAACUGAGAAGUGGAGCAACGUUGCCUCAGAGGGUGCAAAAGCUAAGAGCCCAGUGCCUUCUACCUCCAAAGGGAACCCUACCAGACCUCACCAGAAGCCACCAGACACCGCCCUGAUCAGCCGGGGAAAGGAACUGCUGCAGAAGGCCAUGAAGAAUCAGGACAGCUGCAGUGGCAACGGUAUCCUGGCCAAUGCUCGUUUGUGGGGAGUCCAGAUCUUGCACAUCGAUGAAAUGUUGUCAUAUGCUCAACAGCUGCUGCAUGCCAUCUCGGGAGCAAGGAAAUGGAGCCAGAAGACAGAGGCAAAAAGCCUUGCCUCUGGAUCAGAAGUUCGCAAAGGAAAAUUGAAGGCACCUUUUCUGAAGGUUGAAGACCAGAGCAGGCAAUUCCGACCCUUCCAUCACCAGUUCAAAAGCUUUCCUGACCUGAACUUCCUGGCACCUAAAAGCUCCAGCCCAUUUGAGCCUCUGAAAAGCCUCUUGAAUUCUUGCAGGGCCAGGGAUGUGGAGGGCUGUCCAGUGCGCAGCGACGGGGAGAAGAGCCCCCAGUCCACACCAGUCACUGUGCCAAAGAGGAAGAAGGGAUUUUGUGAGUGCUGCCAAGAGACCUUUGAAGAGUUGCAAAAGCAUCUCCAGAGCCCCCAGCACAAACAGUUUGCACGGGACGACUCUCAGUAUGCCCCUGUGGAUCACGUUAUUUCACAGCUCACCAACAACUUUGCAGAACAGUCGGCCAAGGUGCCAUGUUCGUGCCUGACAGAUGAACACUUAGUGCCUCAAGCACAAGUCACCAGAGGAAAUGAGAUGGUGACAGCAGAGCUGGGAAAGGAGAGACAGCAGGCUCCUGUGGAACUGUUUACUGAUGCAGAGGCUGAUCCUGGCCUGAAGAUGAAGGAACGCUCCACUCACCAGCCCAGUAACAGGGUUAGUAAUCUCAGAGAAGGAAGGGGAUUGUCUGAGAAGUGCUUUCUGGGGCUGCCUGCUGGAACAGGAUUCACCAGAGGGGUCUGUGCUGUGCAGGACACCACAGAGGGAUCUGUUGUGGUGGGGAGCACAAAUUCAGGGUUGGCUCCUAACCUGGGCCAGCAGACCCAUGUAGAGACUGCUCAGGUCAGAAAAACAAUUGCAUCUUCAUCUGAACCUCAUAAACAGCAAAUGCAGGAGAUGGCUGACAGGCCCAAGCAAGUACUGCCUGUCUCCAGGAAACGCCAGCUGCUCUCCAGACAGAGCACCCAUGUAGGAAAGAAGCCCAGACUGGAGCUGGAUGGUACCCCCUCUCGAUAUGAGCGGACAAGCCCAGUGGAUGGUGGGAUGGAUGUGCAGGAUGCAGGACAGAUAUCUGAGCUGGACUUGCUCAGUGUGGCACAGGCUGGCUGCUUGCCCUUAAGCACAGAGCUCUCCACCAGACCUCAUAGCUCCCCUGCUUUGGAGCUGUGCAUGUGUGGGGACCCUGGGGACCCUGCAACACAGCUGGCUUCCCUUGAAGCUGUCUCUGUGGGUUUUGAUCCCACAGAGACGCCUGCAGCAAGCACUGUCAGCCAGUAUGACUGGAGUAGAGUGAACACAAGUUCCCAUGGGAAGCAGCUCAGAGAGGAGGAUGGAAGUACUCCAGAUCAUGACCAUCCACACUUGAGGGUGUACAGGACCUCUACAGUGAGCAAGACCAGCUGUCCUGCUGGCCAGCUGCCCUCCCAAAACCUGCCUGUGGCUGAAGCCAGAUGUUGCCACUUGCUGUGUGUCAGAGCAGCAGAGAAAGUAGCCCCUGAACUACCUGACCUCCCAGGCCACAGCAAAGAGCUGACUCCUGGCCAUGGGCUCCCUCUGCCUCUUCCGCCCAACACGCAGGCUGACCUUGACUUCAGGACAGCUUUUUCUGAGUCAAACUGGGACAUCCAACUGUUCUCCACAUUAACAGGUGUCCGGGGCAAAAGGAUUCUGCCUGUGGACAGAGACUUGCUCCAAAGGACAUGUGUCAGUGUAAGGGACAGUGGGUAUGAGUCUCAGCUCCGCUCAGUUCUGAAGCGGAAGUCAGAGCUUGACUGGGCAGGCAAAGAUGACAAGAACUGCUGGAACUGCUGCACAGAGACCGAAGGAGCCUCUUUCCCCAUAUCUGAGACCUCUCUUGGCAGCUGGGCUAGUUAAAACCAGCUCCUGGCUGUUCUCUGGGCCCUUACUGGGAGCUGUGAAAUGGCUGGAAAGGGACUUGACAAACCACCCUCCCUGUCAGGGCUGGGAACAGUCAGGUCCAGGAGGUACAGCUGAGACCUGGAGUGAGGACAGUCAGGUGCAUGGUCUCCUCCAGUCACUGCAGACAGCUUGGGCUGAGCCUGAGGGUUGAGAUGUGCUGACACCUCACUGGUGUGAAGCAUGUUUGUCCAGUGCUGGUUUCCCUAGCCUCUGACAUCCAGGGGAGCAACUUUCCUCCAGAAAAUCAGGCAAGAAAAAUGCCAGCGGCUACAAGUCACAGCUCUGUUAGUGGCUAUGUUUCCCUAGAUCUGUGAGGUAAACAUACUGCAGCGGGGUGAAUUUGGAAACCAACUCUUGAUCCCAGCCUUGGCAGGAUGGGGUGAUAAAUGCUUCCUCCUUCUGCAGUCAUUCAAGGUCUGAAACUAUACAGCUCUCCUGUUGGGAACCAAUAGGUAAUCCAGUGAUUUAGCCACUCUGAUAGGGUCUGGGAUCUUUCCUCCUCUUUGGUAACGUUUAUACCUGGUAGCCUCAUUUAACUCCUCGCCAGGCUGCUGGC
Struthio camelus australis is the source of this 3098-nucleotide messenger RNA. It is a transcript of the gene DBF4B, whose product is annotated as DBF4B-CDC7 kinase regulatory subunit. Gene Ontology annotation, molecular function: protein serine/threonine kinase activator activity; zinc ion binding; nucleic acid binding. Gene Ontology annotation, cellular component: Dbf4-dependent protein kinase complex. NCBI's taxonomy places the organism in Eukaryota, Metazoa, Chordata, Aves, Struthioniformes, Struthionidae. The record is from RefSeq and is a predicted model, not a curated record. Gene Ontology annotation, biological process: regulation of cell cycle phase transition; positive regulation of nuclear cell cycle DNA replication.